AAACGACUUGCACAGAAUUUAUACAGAACGUCAGCCAAUGUUAUUGUCACGUGACUUAUCAUGGAUCUCUCCUUGUGGUGUGAUUUCCCGUCAGUGAUGCUCGAGGUCGAUACAAUGUAAUUAAAGAUGAGUGUCUGGAAGAGACUACAGAGAGUCGGAAAGGACGCCUCAAAAUUCCAGUUCACAGCUUCAUACCAGGAACUGGAAGUGGAAUGUACCAAAAAAUGGCAACCUAACAAGCUGUGUAUUGUGUGGACCAGAAGAAGCAGACACAGGUCAACAAAGCUUCACACAUGGGAGCCCACCAUACGGAAUCCAUACAGAGGCUUGGUGACAUGGACUGUUCCUGAGAAUAUCGAGAUCCAGGUGACCUUGUUCCGAGACAGUCAGCAUGUGGAGUAUGAAGACAAAGAGUGGAUAUUCCAGAUUGAAGAUCAAUCUCGUGCUGGGAGGAGGAAGAUUCUGGCCACUGGACCAAUCAACAUGAAGGAGUUUGCCUCCUCUGUUCCAACCCAGCACACAAUGAAGCUGACCCUGAAGCCUACAACAAAGAAGAUUGUCAAUGUUACAUUACAGUUUACACUGUCUUGUCUCUUUCUUAGAGAAGGAAAGGCAACUGAUGAGGACAUGCAGUCUGUGGCCAGUCUGAUGAGUAUAGGGAGGACUGACAUCGCCCUCAUGGACGACCUUGAGGAGGAAGAAGAAGAAACGAGUAAGGAGUUCUCCUCCGGAAUCUCCGAGAUUGCAUCGGAUAUAUCCAAGCUCAGCAGUCACGAUGAUGGUAAUCCGUUUGGAAAUCCUUUUGAAGAUGACCUUGACCUGGAUUGUGAUGAAUUCUGUGAGCCUUCAAUUGAAAAGAAACCAGUUUCUCUGAAUCCCUUUGAUGAAAGCGAUGAUGAAGAAGAUGAUAGUGCCACUAACCCUUUUUAUGAGAAAAACUCUACUAAUGACUCUUCAACUGCUCUAACAACUAGUCAGUCCUAUAACCCCUUUGAAACCGCAGACUCUGUAGAACCUGAAAAGAAAACAAAUACUCUUCCCGUCAAAAAGAGACGGGCCCCUCCCCCUCCAUCUGUGAGGGCUAAAAGUGAAAUUUCUAACACAAAAAGACCUUUGUACACAGGCACACCUCCAUCAUCCCCAGAGGAACAAAGGAAGGUCACAGAAAGGGCAAUAACUCCUCCACCAGAGUCCCUGGAUACGUCAGCCAGUUCCUCCCUCAAUGCUAGUCCCUCUAGGCAACUGUCCCCACAGCAUAAUAGUAGUGAUGUUGAAAGUGAAAGGAAGGUGCUGGAACCACUGGAUACUAACCAGAUGGAGUCACCUUCACGAAGUACAGAUUCAAGUAAGAGCCUUCUUGAAUGGUGCAAAGAUGUUACCAAAGGUUAUAAAGGGGUCAAGGUUACAAACUUGACCACAUCCUGGAGAAAUGGAAUGGCUUUUUGUGCUAUCAUUCAUCAUUUUAAGCCAGAUUUGUUAGACUUUAAGUCCCUGGCUCCACAUGAUAUAAAAGGAAACAACAGGACAGCAUUUGAUGCCGCAGCGGCGUGUGGUAUCCCACGUCUGAUAGAACCUUCUGACAUGGUCCUGUUGGCUGUUCCUGAUAAAUUAUCUGUGAUGACGUACCUCCAUCAGCUGAGAGCCUUCUUCACUGGACAGACCCUGGAGGUCCAACAGAUAGGUACAAAUACAAGAGAGAGUAUGUAUACUAUAGGAGACCUUGAUGCUAAUACUCAAAGUGAAAUCACCAGGGAGAUGUAUGGAACGAGUCGAGUGAAAGACAAAAACAAGAAAAACAAUAAAGAUAAUGGUCCUGCCAAGCAGGAUAGCAAAGAAAAUAGUCCCGCUAAUUCACAUAGCAAAGAAAAUACUCCAAGUGACCGCACGAGUGCCAGUGUCGAGUUGAGGAAAAGUCGAAGUAAAGAGUCCAGUCCCACAAAGACAUUAGACUCUAACCAAAAUGCCAAAGAUAGUUCUGUGAUAGAUAAAUCUGUGAAUUCUCCCAGUGAGGAAGAGACCAGUCCUGUUGUUGACGAGGAGGAGGAUGUGUGGCGCCCUCAAAGAGGAAGUAAAGCCUCUACUCCCCUCAGUGACCUGGGGUCUCCGGUCCUCAGUAGUAGGGGGUCACUUGGUAGUCCCGUCUCCCCCAGGUCUGGGACUCCUGUGUCUGAGGGCAGUGGACGGUCGUCGCGAGCCUCCACCCCGUCCAGUCCCUCCUCCAGUACUGUGUCCCCAAAAAGAGAAUCCGGUGGAGCUAAAAGAAUAAAUAUUCGUGAUUUGGACUCUGUAUUAAAGCCAAAGGAAGAGGACAGAAAGUCUCGACAAGAGGAGUUGAAGGAACGAGCUAAGUUCUUGUUAGAGCAAGCCAGAAAGGAGGCUGGCAUUGGAGAAACUCCAAGCUCUCCUGCAAAGGAGGUAGAAAAAGAGGAGUCUGAGGAAACUGAUGACAAGCAAAAAAGGUUAAAAGAGCGAGCCCGCCAGCUUAUUGAUGAAGCUCGGGCUGGAAUAGGUCAACCAGAGGUCAACCUGCCAAAGAGGCCCAGUAAAGAUCUAACAACAGAAGAAGCAGCUUGUAAAUCAACACUACGAAUGCGACGGAUAGUUCGCACUCCUGGUCUUUUUGUCAUUAAAAGUGAAUCUCUGUCCCUAAGUAAUGGAGAGGCAAAGAAGCCAGAGCUAAAACUGAAGAGAUUUAGCCUCAAACAACCAGAUCUUACUUCCUCACUGACAGCAUCUACCAAGAGUGAGGAGUUAGUAGAAAACAAGGUGGUCCAUUCUCCUUCAUCUGAUUUUUCCCUGACAGAGAGCAGUGAGGGAUCUAGAGAGGAUGGUGAUUACAGUUCUACACCUGAUUCCUUGGAGUUUGAAGACCAUGUGGAGAAGAAAAAGGAUGAGCAUCUUCAGGACACAAAUCAGUAUGUUCACAAUGAAAUGGAUGCUUUGGAGAGAGAACAAACACAGAUAGACAAACAGGCAGGGGAACUAGAGGCAAAACUAAGGAGAAUCAUGGGAAAAUCAAAGUACAAGCGUAUGGAGGAGAAAUUGAUGCAGGAGUGGUUUUUGUUGGUCAACAAAAGAAAUGCCUUGAUCAGACGACAGAUGCAGCUGAAUAUCUUAGAAAAGGAGGAUGAUUUGGAGAAACGAUUUGAAUUGUUGAAUAGGGAAUUACGAGCGAUGAUGUCCAUUGAAGACUGGCAGAAAACUGAAGCUCAGAAGCACCGAGAGAAACUCUUACUGGAUGAGCUUGUUGAGAUCGUCAACAAGCGAGAUGAGAUGGUGCAACAUCUUGACUCACAGGAACGAGCCAUUGAAGAUGAUGAAAAUCUGGAUAGAAGAAUAACAGAGGGUAAAAUUCUACAUGACAAAAAGGAGUGUUGCAUACAGUGAUGUAGACUGCUUUAUAGACCUAUAUAUAAACACACACCAGCUGCUGGUGUGUAUGCUAUCACUAUCCCGAGAGCAAGGGAUACCAGUUUAAAAGGCAACCAAUCCAAGUAACGGUCAUCAUGGUCAAAAGAGACAUACAGAUGAUUCCAUACUGGUGAACAGCAUGUGGGGCCCUUUUUUGUACUCACACAAUUAUAACUCUUGUCAAUCAUGUCCCAAACUUUGCCUUAUACUUUAGCUUCCAAAGUAAAGGAGUUUUGGCCAGUACUUUAAUAUUGUGUGUUCAUAUUGCAAUAUUGUUUUGUGACAUUAUAGCAAAGUACAGAUGUAACAUAGUGUUAUGUAUAGAUCUGUAUAAUUUCUUUUCUGAUAUUGUGACUAAACAAAUGUUGUACGUCAUGCUAUAUUUUUGGAAUUGCUGUAUGGCUGAGUUAUUGGAAUUUUAAUAGUACGCAUGAUAUUCAUAAACAUAGGUACACAAAUUUUAAAAGUAUACAAUGUAUAAAUGUUUCAAUUUAAGGUCAGAUAACAUGUUCCUCAGUAACAUAAUUUUUCCCAAGAAUUUGUGAUUGAAGUACUGCUACCUAAAACAAGUUUCCUCACAAAAAACUUGAGGUACAGGUACUUUGCCAGGCAUUUGUGCACGAUAACAUGUAGGAUGGUAUUUCCUAUAUAAUCUUACUGGAUAUCACUUGAAUUACUGUUACAUUUAUAACAAUAUGUGGUGUUUAUAUCUUUAAAGACACUUUUAAAACAGUUUAGAUAUCACAAGAUAAUUAUAAUUCUAAUUUUUUUGGGUAAAUUACAAAGAAAUAUUUGAGGAAUGUGCUAUCAGAUCCUAAACUUCAUUUGAUCACAUAUUCCAAGGAAGUAUUUUGAAAUAUAUCAGUUUUUUGUGAAGACUGUAUUGCUUGACAUUUUGAAAUGUAUGAGUAUAUAUAGUACUUGAUCAUGGUUUGUCCAGUACCUGUUAAAUUAAUUAACAAGUCUUGAGGGAAAUUUUUUGUCCACCACUCCUUGUACAACCUGAUGAUGUUUUGCAAUAUGAAUAUAACAAAUUUUAGCAUUUAUAGCAUUGCUUUCAUGGAAAGCACUGCAAACAUCACAUUUCAAUAAAAUAUUUAAUUUAUAAUUGGACAUUGAUAGAAUCAGUGGCCUUGGAGAGAAAGACUACCGGAGGGGUAUAUAUAAGUAUACUCUUGAGACAAUCAAAAUAAAAUGUUAGGGGCAUUAUAUAAAUUUAUAUAUCGAUUAAAACUGUAAGAAGUAGUAAUAAGAACACACACCCCCCCCCCCCCCAACAUACACACAACAAUAAUAAAUGAAUAGUUAAACUAAUAUUUUGGGUAAGUGAAAAGCAAUGAUAUUCAGUUCAAGAGGGUACUUUUCCAUAUUUUUAUGCUCAAAAAACAUUUUGGUCUCCUGAUAUUGUCCCAACUAUAUAUGGAAACUGAGUUGAUUUUAUGAACCAAACUGACAUUCUAUCAUAUUUUAUCAUUGCAUGUUAACCAAAUGCUGUCGAUGUGUUUUUGGUCCCAUACACGUUUAUACACCGGGAUAAACUUAUAAUUGUUCUUGUGGUGCUUUCUUUGUUGCUAUGUACCAAAUACAUGUAUUCUGUUCCAUUAAGUCAUCAAUUUAUGUACUGAAAUAAAUGCAGCAAAACAAAA
Saccostrea echinata is the source of this 5057-nucleotide messenger RNA. Its product is annotated as EH domain-binding protein 1-like. Gene Ontology annotation, molecular function: protein binding. The record is from RefSeq and is a predicted model, not a curated record. Bases 127 to 3387 code for a protein of 1086 amino acids. Lineage: Eukaryota; Metazoa; Mollusca; Bivalvia; Ostreida; Ostreidae. The transcript is spliced from 24 exons.